AUGAGCGGCAGCACGGGGCCGACGCCGAGUCAGGAGGAGUCCAUGACGGCUGCAGUUGACGUGGCGCAGCUCACAGCGGCCAUCCGCGUCAUCCUCAAGGACGCAGACCUGGAGCAGCUGUCGCGUCGCAUGAUCCGCAAGCAGCUCGAGACGCAGUUUGGUGCGGAUUUGUCCAGUUAUAAGGACGUGAUCAAUGCGACGAUUCUGGAAACCAUUGAAGAGCAACAAGCAGCGGAAGAAGAGGAAGAAGAAGAAGAUCAGGAAGAGGAGCAGGAGCCCGACCCGAGUGAAGGGGACGCAGACGACGAGCAGGUCGAGCAGCGCGUUCGCAAGAAGCAGUCGACGUCUGUCGAGAAGAAGAAGAAGAAGAAGAAAACAAAGGAAACACCAAAGAAAAGCAAGCGGAAGGCCGAUGGCGACGGUGACAAGAAAGCUGCUGGAAGAGGGUUCAAUGCCGAGCUCUGCUUGUCCCCAGAGCUCGCGCAGGUCGUGGGAACGGACACGAUGGCACGACCGCAAGUGGUGAAGGCUCUGUGGGCAUACAUUCGAGAGCACGAUUUGCAGGACCCGAACAACAAAAAGUCCAUCAUCCUGGACGACACGUUGCGUGCUGUGUUCCAGCGGGAGUCGUUCACGAUGUUCAGUAUGAACAAGUUCGUCAAGCGUCACGUGCGCAAGCCCGAUGACAUGCCGCCUGGGGGAUGGAGUCAGAUUCCUCGAGAUGGCGUUUCGAGUGACGAAGACACGGGCGUAAAGCCCAAGAAGAAAGCGGUGAAACGGAAGAAGAAAACGACGUCGAUGGAGGAAGGAGACGACGACAGCAAGAAGAAGACGCAUGCAUUCAACAUUGAGCUGUCGCUGUCACCGGAACUGGCUUCGCUCGUUGGCGCUGAUUGCAUGGCACGACCACAGAUUGUAAAGGCCUUGUGGGCGUACAUUCAUGAACAUGGGCUGCAGGACCCGCAGGACAAACGCACGAUUCUGUUGGACGAUAGGAUGCGACAGGUUUUCCAGCGCGACUCGUUCACUAUGUUUUCCAUGAACAAAUUCAUCAAACGACAUGCUCGCAAGCUCACAGACAUGCCACCAGGAGGCUGGGCGGAUAUCCCACGCGACGGACUAUCGAGUGACGAGGAUGAGGCCAAGACCAAGAAAAAAGCUCGAAAAGGCAAAUGA
Molecule: messenger RNA, 1176 nt
Organism: Hyaloperonospora brassicae
Lineage: Eukaryota; Oomycota; Peronosporomycetes; Peronosporales; Peronosporaceae
Source: the annotation of a GenBank genome assembly